Mus musculus (house mouse) is the source of this 4064-nucleotide messenger RNA. It is a transcript of the gene Orc4, whose product is annotated as origin recognition complex, subunit 4. Gene Ontology annotation, biological process: DNA replication initiation; DNA replication. Gene Ontology annotation, molecular function: DNA binding; DNA replication origin binding; nucleotide binding. The coding region runs from base 176 to 1477 and encodes 433 amino acids. NCBI's taxonomy places the organism in Eukaryota, Metazoa, Chordata, Mammalia, Rodentia, Muridae. The transcript is spliced from 14 exons. The record is from RefSeq and is marked validated. Gene Ontology annotation, cellular component: nuclear origin of replication recognition complex; chromosome, telomeric region; nucleoplasm.
ACCCCGGAGCUCCACUGCGUAUGAGGUUUGGUGCUACUGCUGCCCCGGAGUGAAAGUCAGAGCCAGAGGAAGGCAAUGGAGCCCCCACAGACACACUUACCUUUCCUGCCCCCCACUUUUGAGUGCCUUCCCUGGAGCUGUGGAGGAUGACACAAAGGGAUUUGAAUUAAUCGAGAUGAGCAGUCGUAAAACCAAGAGUAAUGCACAUGCAGAGUGUCUUUCACAGGUACAAAGAAUUUUACGUGAAAGAUUUUGUCAUCAUAGUCCACAUAGCAACCUCUUUGGAGUGCAAGUACAAUACAAGCAUUUGAUUGAGCUACUCAAAAGAACUGCUAUCUAUGGAGAAAGCAAUUCUGUACUCAUUGUUGGACCACGAGGAUCAGGAAAGACCACAUUAUUAAAUCAUGCUUUGAAAGAACUCAUGGAAAUAGAAGUGAGUGAAAAUGUGAUACAAGUUCACUUAAAUGGACUCCUGCAGACAAAUGAAAAAAUUGCUCUGAAAGAGAUCACAAGACAAUUAAAUCUAGACAAUGUAGUUGAAGAUAAAGUUUUUGGAAGCUUUGCUGAAAACCUUUCAUUUCUUCUGGAAGCUUUGCAAAAAGGUGACCGGACUAGCAGUUGCCCAGUGAUCUUCAUACUGGAUGAAUUUGAUAUUUUUGCUCAUCAGAAAAAUCAAACACUCCUUUAUAAUCUUUUUGACAUUUCUCAAUCUGCACAGACACCAGUAGCAGUUAUUGGACUUACAUGUAGAUUGGAUAUUUUGGAACUCUUAGAAAAGAGAGUGAAGUCACGAUUUUCUCACCGGCAGAUACAUUUAAUGAAUUCAUUUGAUUUUCCACAAUAUUUGAAAAUAUUUAAAGAACAGUUAUCUCUACCUGCAGAAUUCCCAGAUAAGGCUUUUGCUGAGAGAUGGAAUGAGAAUGUUCACUGUCUCUCUGAAGAUUCAACUGUGCUUGAAGUCCUACAGAAACAUUUCAGUGUCAACAAAAACUUGCAGUCAUUACACAUGCUAUUGAUGCUUGCUUUAAAUCGAGUAACCGUAUCACACCCAUUUAUGACUUCAGCAGAUCUGAUGGAGGCACAGCAUAUGUGUAGCUUGGAUUCUAAGGCGAAUAUUGUACAUGGUCUGUCAGUCUUGGAAAUCUGUCUUAUAAUAGCAAUGAAACAUUUAAAUGACAUAUAUGAAGAGGAGCCCUUUAAUUUUCAAAUGGUGUAUAAUGAAUUUCAGAAAUUCAUUCAAAGAAAGGCCCAUUCUGUUUAUAACUUUGAGAAACCUGUGGUCAUGAAGGCAUUUGAGCACUUACAACAGUUGGAAUUAAUAAAACCCGUGGAAAGAACUUCAGUAAAUUCUCAGAGAGAAUACCAGCUAGUGAAACUACUUUUGGAUAAUACUCAAAUUAUGAAUGCUCUACAGAAAUACUCCAACUGCCCUACAGAUGUUAGGCAGUGGGCAACAUCCUCACUAAGCUGGCUGUGAAGAUUUUAAGUACAUUUCUGUGAAGACCUUAAAGUACUGUUCUUUAUUUAAUAAGAUACGCUACUACAUUGCUUUGUUUAUAAAUAGUUUAUGGGAAAUUUGCACUUAGUAUGUUUUGAAUAAUGACCACGCAUGGACACAGUUUCAUUAAUUUAAAUUGCACCACACAAGUAGCAGUUCAUAAGAAUAAAAUGUGCUUAUUUUACGCAUGGUCCAUAAAAUGAUUUGAUACUCUUUUAAAGUGUAUGUGGUCCAUUAGAAAGGUUAAUUCCAACAAAGCAUUUAGUUUACAGAUCAUAAUCCUAAGCAGUCAGGAGAGAAAUACGAACAGAAAUUACAUGAGGAAUAUUCCGGCUAGAUUAGGCGCCUGUGGAUAUUGGAGUUGGGUUGAUUUUCCUGAAUUGGUUCCUAUAGGAUCCUCCAAUUUUGGAUCUUCUACAGAUCCCCCAGUGUUCUAGUUUAGUAAACUGGCCCAUUUGGGCUGAAGAACUUGUGUGGAAAGAGUCCAAACAACUCAUCAUUUUCUUCUCUGCAUAUCUCACCACAAUUGUAGGAUUUUUUUUUCCAUGUACAUUCUUUGUAUAUGUUCAGAAGGGAUCAAAAUUGCCAUCUAACAGGUACCUUAAAGGAUUCCUGGGCAUCUACUUCCACAACUAAUACGUAUUCCACAGUGUUGGCUGUUGGCUUCAAAAAAAGGAAUUCUCUUAACAUGCUAUGUUGGUCAGCGUCCACCUCCUAAGCUCAUAGGCAAAACUCACAGGUUAAAAUGGAAUUUAAUCUCAGAGAUCCUUUGUUCAAGAAUAUUUGAUUGCAUAUUUAGUUGUAGUAAGAUUUUAUAAAAUACAUAAUCCUUUGUAUGUGCAGUUUGUAAAGUAUCUGCAGAAUUAAAUGCUCUUAUUUACAGAUCAGAAAACUAACACCAGUGUCAGGAUCACAGUAUGGGAAUGACUGAUGUGACCUUGAAUGCAGCUUGGUUUGACUGACAUUAAAGCCAGUGUUAAAAACUAAAGCUUAGCAACAAAUGUUUUACUAUUUUUACAGGAUACUGUAAGGAAUAAUUUGACUUUUAAGAAAUCUUAAAUAUAAAUUUUCUGUGCAUUAAUGUAGUACCUCAUAGUUAAAACUUUCUUCAUUCACAGCCUUUCCCUUUCACAGUAAAACAUGCUUAGCUUUCUGUGUCUUUCUUUUAGUCAUGAUAAAAAUGAAGCUGUAAUAUCAAGGUCAUACAAGUAUAAACAUAUAUGUCCAAUUUUUAAACUACUUCCACCUUACAAGUUGUUCAAAAUACAUUAUUAGAUAAUUCUAAAGUGAGAAAAAUUAGAUUCUAAAACACAAAUCACAAGAACGUUUGAUAUUGAAGUGUCUGGCUUUAACAUGUGAUUCCACAAGAGUAGAAGCAAGAAAGGUAUAUACUUUUAGGAGCCUAAAAAACAUUUCCAAACUAGCCCAAGCUAUCUCAACUACAGGAGCGGAGGGGGACGAAUGAUUGUGAACACAAAGUCUGACUUGAAGAUUCUCUGCAAUGAAGAGAAUUCAUUCAUUCACUCUGCUCAAGACUCCACUGGGCCAAGAGAUGGAAGAACAAACAAAAAGGACUUUCCAUGUAGCCUUCCUCCAUGUGGCCUAGUGAAACAUGGAUCUUGUUUAAAAGGCAUCUGAUUUUAUGCAGACACGUGUCUGAAAAAUUAAAAUCCAUUGUCCAAACUUCCAUACAUUAGGUAACGUCUUAUAAUGUAAGGACAUGGUAUCCACUGCCCUAAAGAUUUAGACAUCCAUCACAGACUCUGCAGUGGUGUUUCUACUCCAGUGAGGUACUUUCUACCAUGGUGUGCCUUUUGCUGUGAGUGACUUAACAGUGCAGGUUCUUGUUGCCUUCACUGUUAACCCUGAGAGCACAUAAUCUGAUGCAUGUGUGACUAAGAAUAAGCCUAUGGUCAUGGGCAAGAAGGGCCAACAUAGACACUUGGGUAGAAAUACAGUCUGAUCAAGCAACGGUGUAAGGAAAAGUCCCUAAUUCACAACCUCCUUGAUCUUAUGACCCUUGAAAACCUCAAGACCGAAGCCUGACCAUAAGUUGGAAAGCUCUCAUUACCCUCUUUAACAACAUAAAUUCAUAGCUAAAGAAAAACUGCAUGUGCAAAUAAUACCAUAUUCAUUUUUUAUUUAACAUGGGGAUGGAAUGGGGAUAGCAUACAUUUUAUUUGUACAAUAUUUAACAAUCACUUAUUCAAGGUGGGAUUUUAUGGGGAUUUUUUUCAUUUUUAGCUUUCUGUUAAAUACUUGCAGAAAAAAAAAAUAGCAAGUACAAUAUGACAGUAGUACAACAACCUGUGCCCAAAACACUGACAAGAAAUACAGAGUAAAGCUAAAAUAAUUGUUUACCAAUAUUUUGAGAGGUAACAAAUAGGGAGAUACGGGUUGAGACUGCAUAAAAAACGUACUGCUGGUUGAAUAUCUGAGGUAAAUGAUGUUUAAUCAAGAUGCUACUUGUAUCUUUGUCCAUAAAUUGUAAAUAAUUUUAUGCACAUUAUACCAAAUCUUCCUAAAAAGUAAUUUUUCAAAAAAGUAAAAAAGAGAAACUGGAAAA